This is a messenger RNA of Paramormyrops kingsleyae, 6318 nucleotides long. Its product is annotated as cytoplasmic polyadenylation element-binding protein 4-like. Gene Ontology annotation, molecular function: mRNA 3'-UTR binding; translation factor activity, RNA binding; mRNA regulatory element binding translation repressor activity. Gene Ontology annotation, cellular component: synapse; nucleus; neuron projection. Gene Ontology annotation, biological process: negative regulation of cytoplasmic translation. The record is from RefSeq and is a predicted model, not a curated record. Lineage: Eukaryota; Metazoa; Chordata; Actinopteri; Osteoglossiformes; Mormyridae.
GUGGGAUUAGAAGAUCACGAGCACUUCUGGGCGGGGUUAUGACUUGGAGGUGUGGUCUCAGCCGGAAGUGCCUCGCGACUGGUCUGGCUGUCAUUUAGCCUCGGUGGGCUCUGAGGGGUGAGGACUGUAGUAAAGACGCGCCUUAGAUGGGAAAAUAAAUUAAUAAAUCAGUUAUUCCUGAAAGCAAAGCAGGUCAGGCGCUGUACGGACAUGAAAUCAAGCGAGAAACAUAUCUGACGAACUUAUUGUUGGUUUAUUUUUGGUUUAAAUCCGAGGAACUGGCUGGCUAACGUUGCCAGUUAGCUAACCAGCUAGCUUUGUGAAACAGUUUAAAAAUACGACACGGCUCUGUCACCGGGCAGGGACGACACGGCCGAACGACGAAUAACCGUACAUUUUAUUUUUUUGGUUUAAGACUCAAGCCAUAAGGAAACACACCGCCGCUGGCCGCGUAGAGAGCUUCAUCCGCUCAGUCCGAAACGAAUCUCGUCGGAGACGUCGCUCUGGAAAGAGGGUAACUGGCUUAGGGUGAAAAGUCACGAGAAAACCCGGCGAGAAGCUGGUCGAGAUGCGUAUAUUUAGCUAGCGAAGCCCCCAUAAAGAUAACGACGAAAAACAGCUAACUGGCCCGAAGCCCGAGCAAGCAGAAGACGCCAUCAGCAUUUCCCUGUUGAAAUGGUAGAGUCUGGAUAAGGUGUUGGGUAAAAAGGGAAGAGAAGUCGGAAGGAAAAAAAGAAAAGCAAUAGUUUUAGGGGGAGAAUAUACUGGAGAACAUAAAUGGGGGAUUACGGUUUUGGAGUCUUAGUACAGAACAACACCAGUAACAAGUCAGGUUUUCCAGUAAGAAUUCACCCACAUCUGCAGCCCCCACAUCAUCAGAAUGCAUCCCCAGGUCCUGCAUCCUAUAUAAAUAACAGCACGCCUGCCAAUGGCAGUGGCACUGCCUCGGCCUGGCUUUUCCCCCCGGCGGUGGCCCACGGCAACAUACAGGAUGAGAUUCUGGCUUCAGAGAAAUCUAAAGCUCAGCAACAGGAAAUACAAGAACCACAGGAAAAACAGCAGCUGUCCCCGGGCCACCAGGAAACAAGCCUCGUCUCUGAGCUCGAGAACUCCCGAUCGGAGGAGAGCAAGGGGGAGAAUGGCUCGGCUGAGAGUGCCAGUGGCAAGGAGAAGCUCUGCGUGGACUCCCCAGUGCUCGCGGGGUUUGAUUAUCAGGAGGCACCAGGCCUGGGGACCGCUGCCCCGUCCAGCAUGUCCUCCUCUUCCUCCCUGACCGGUUUUAACAGCUGGUCGGCUGCUAUCCCGCCCAACCCCUCCCCAAUGAUGAACGAAGAUGUCAACUUCUUCAACCCCGCCGCCUCGGCCAACAGCGGCCCGCUGCUCUUCCAGAACUUCCCUCACCAUGUCAGCCCAGGCUUUGGGGGCAGCUUUUCGCCGCAGAUUGGACCCAUGUCUCAGCACCACCCACCGCACCCUCACUUCCAGCACCAACAGCAUCGGAGAUCCACCGCCAGCCCCCACCCUCCUCCGUUCCCCCACAGAAAUGCUGCCUUCAACCAGUUGUCUCAUUUAUCCAACAAUAUGAACAAGCCCCCUUCUCCGUGGGGUGGCUACCAGAGCCCCUCGCCAUCACCCUCCUCCACCUCCUGGAGCCCUGGGGGUGGCUACGGCGGCUGGGGGGGCUCCCAGGGGCGAGAAUACCGCAGGGGCCUCGGGGUGGGAGUCACACCCCUCAACAGUAUCUCGCCGCUGAAGAAGUCGUUCGCCAACAAUCAUGUGCCGUCGCAGAAGUAUUCCCGCUCCAGCCCCGGCUUCAACCCCAAGCCUUGGAUGGAGGACAGCCUCGGCCGGAAUGAGAGCAUCUUCCCCUUUCAGCAGGAACGUAGCAGGCCGUUCGAUGGCUUCAGCAUGCACUCUCUGGAGAACUCCCUGAUUGACAUCAUGAGGGCUGAGCAGGACUCCCUUAAAGGCCGCUUGGGGUUCUCUCACCCCGGGGGGGAUAGCCCUUUACCCAUAAAUGCGAGGAAUUAUGGCAGACGACGAGGUCACUCCUCUCUCUUCCCGAUGGAGGACAACUUUGCAGACGACGAGCGCACCGAGCCAGCCUUGAGCGGCCUUGGCUCUCCUCACUGCUUCCCUCAUCAGAACGGGGAGCGGAUCGAGCGCUACUCCCGCAAGGUCUUCGUGGGGGGCCUUCCUCCAGACAUCGACGAAGAUGAGAUAACUGCAAGUUUCCGUCGUUUUGGUCACCUGUUAGUCGACUGGCCUCACAAAGCAGAGAGCAAGUCCUACUUCCCCCCAAAAGGUUACGCAUUCCUCCUCUUCCAAGAUGAAAGCUCAGUCCAGGCCUUGAUUGACGCCUGCAUUGAAGAGGACGGAAAGCUCUACCUGUGUGUGUCCAGUCCCACCAUCAAAGACAAACCGGUCCAGAUUCGUCCCUGGAAUCUCAACGACAGCGACUUUGUCAUGGAUGGCUCACAGCCUCUUGACCCCAGGAAGACCAUUUUUGUUGGGGGGGUACCACGUCCUCUUCGUGCAGUGGAGCUGGCUAUGAUCAUGGACAGGCUGUAUGGAGGCGUGUGCUAUGCCGGCAUCGACACCGACCCAGAGCUGAAGUACCCAAAGGGAGCCGGCCGGGUGGCCUUCUCCAAUCAGCAGAGCUACAUCGCUGCUAUCAGCGCACGCUUCGUGCAGCUGCAGCACGGCGAGAUCGAUAAACGGGUGGAGGUGAAGCCGUACGUCUUGGACGACCAGCUGUGUGACGAGUGCCAGGGCACGCGCUGCGGGGGCAAGUUCGCGCCCUUCUUCUGCGCCAACGUCACCUGCCUCCAGUAUUACUGUGAAUAUUGCUGGGCGGCCAUCCACUCGCGCGCCGGCCGGGAGUUCCACAAGCCGCUGGUGAAGGAGGGCGGCGACCGGCCGCGGCACAUCUCCUUCCGCUGGAACUAAGCAGGGGGCGCCAUCGACACACUCGCCAGACGUCAUAGAAACGCACUUUCUGUUGCAGGUUCCUUUUACUUUUUAAUUGCGUGGUAUUUAAUUUAAUCUCGAAGUACUUGCUUAUUUUAAAACUGGAAUUCUUUAGGGAGGCAGAAUACAUUUAGGAGUAAUCCCAUACCUUAGUUUCAUUCCGUUUCGAUUCACAUGUCAGUGCACUCUUGAACGCAUCAGGUAGAUAAUCAAUUCGUCUAGUCUUCUCAGAUGACUGCAAUUGUUCCCCAACCCCAUUUCCAGGAUUUGUGUGCACGCUGUAUGCAGAGUCUUCAGGCGUGUGCCUCGGGGGCGCCGUGUCCUUCCGUCGUAGGACGCACUGUCCAUGUCAUGGACCAAAGCUUGACAACGUUCAAUGAAAAAGAAAAAAAUAAAAAAUAAUAAUGUCCCAUAGGCUCAGACAGGUGGCCCUUUUCCACAGUCGAUGGAUGGCAUGUCAUCCUAAUCGAAACCAUAGUAACGCGAUUCCAUUACAGCUGUUAGCAUUAGAUGCCCCGUUUUUUGACAUGCAGAACCUAAUACCUCAAGCUUUGCUGCUAAUCUAAUGAGUAAGAGAUAGAUAAGAAGCUGCCCUACAUCUCUCCCAUGUGCACGUACAGCCAUAAUCCCCCAAACAUGCUGACCCAAUGGGAGACAGAAAUGCCAGGUGUUUAGAUGCUGCCUGGGUGAAUUCAGUGUCCUGCGUAUGGCAUGUGCUGACCACUAGGAUGCUCUGUAUGAGCUCCAGUACUGCUUUGACCUGAAGGUCUUCCAGGUUGACCAAAAUGUCUAUUGAAACCCCAUAAAUAACACUAAAGGAGUUGUAUUUCUGUAUUCUGUGGGGGAUUUGACUGUAAAACCCCGACUCUGUCUCUGCACCCCUGUAUGCGUCCUGGAGCGCGUGGCGUGGUGGGUGGCAUGGACAGAUCCCCGGCCUGCCUGGCACACAUGGUAAACGUCAGAAACUCCUGCCAAAGAUGGCUUUGCAGCGUUGCUUCCCUCAAAUCCUGUUUCAUCGUUUCAGCUCUUGGUGUCUUACGAACAUGAGAUGGGCAAACCAAAGACUGGCUUCUGAGUGAUCUGGGGCAGUCAGUGAGGUGGCCUUGCUUACACACACAGGUGCAGUUGCUCCCUUUCAUUUCCAAAGGUGAAAAUGGGGACAGGGGCUUCUAGACAUGCCGAUAUUUUGGAGAACUUACCGUCACGCCAUCACGCAGGCCUUGGGGAGGGGAAUGAGCAUGAAACACACUGAGCUGAUGUCGGUAAUUUCGGUAGUUUGUGGGUGUGCUUCCGCGUUACUCGUCAGGGAUUUAGUGCUGAAAUAUCACUUUAGAUACUCGUGAUUAACUUCUCCUCGUAUUGGCUUGAUGGUGUCUCUGCUGCACAGCUCCUACCAUGACUGACGUUCGUGGGUAUGACAGGCAAACACUUUGGCAGUGGAACACCUAUUUUGCAGACUAUGCUGUUAACGAGAUGAGACUCUUUUUCUACUACAAGGCCUGCUGAGCUUUUGGUACCGUGUUUUUUUAAGCAGAGUUAUUUUGUCAUGCACAUGGACGAGUUUAUUAUGCACUACUUUUCUAAACUUCGUUUUCCCCAGCAGUCAUUUGAGGCACAUUUUUCUCACAAAUGGGAAACUCCUUUUUGCAAUACCUCAAUUUUUCCACGUUGUGAAAAGUAGCUUUUAUACUUUUGUUACCGAGAGAUCUGCAUAUAUGGGAAACUUCAUUUAAACAAAAUGCUUUUAAUAUAUAUAUAUAUAAAUCUAUAAAUAUAUAUAUAUAAAUAUAUAAUUUUAAAUUCUGCUUUUUAUACAUUUCAGUGCUGAGGAAUCUCUCUCUCAAACUCUAAGCAUCGUGUUGCAGUAACUUCAGCGCUCUGGAAGACAGAUUGAAAGUGUAAUGCUAAAGGUCUUAUAAAGUAGCUGUUUCUGUCUUCAAACUGAAAAAGAAAAUAUAUUGAAACUUACAGCAUGGCGAGAAUAAGUUGUCAGGCUGUUAUUAAUAUUUCUAAAUGCGCACUCAACACCCUGCUCUGCUAGAUGGGGAUAAAAGGAAACAUCUCUCUGAGUUUGGGUAGCUUAAAUAUAAUGACGACAUUACCAAUAUGAAUAAUACUAAUCUGGGUGAAGUUAGGUCUUGUAUCACGAGAAUGGAUGUUAGGUGUUUAAAUAUUUUAACAUUUAAGAUGUAUAUCCUCGGGCUGCCAACUAGGUCCUGUUGUAAUCCUUAGCAUGCAUGGCGUAAGAUGAAAUGAAACCAAUACAGGAAAUAGCUUUUGAAAUUACUUGUUGUGAUUGUGCUCCAGAUGUGGUUGGAUCCUAUUGAUUUAUCGUCCGCUCCCACAUGACUUCCCCACCCCGUGUGUUACUCUCUGCCUUCUCCUUAUACACGCCUCUGCAAGAUGCACAGAUGAAAAGAAAAACAGGUUGGAAAGACUUGAUCACACGCCCCCUUUGUGCUGAGACACUGAAGGGCACUUUAAGACUUGAAUGUGGUAAAUGUUGCAAGUUAACUUCAAGUUGUUAUAUGUGCAAUACUUUUUUUGAGAUUUUCAGAUACAAAAAAAAUCUUUGCAAUGUAAUUCCUUAAUGCCAUUUUUAAUUGCAGACAUUUAAAGAAGAUGUUAAUGUUUUUCACGGUCAUUUUCUACUGUUAUUGUAAUCCUUUUCAUGCUGGUGUUUGUAAAAAAAAAAAAAAAAAAAGAAAUCAAACUAUUUGUACUAAUAUAAAAAAUUUGAAGUUAUUUUUAAAACAUUGAAAGUUUUGUGCUCAUUUGCUUACUUUAUUUCAAGCUACUGUGAUUGAUAGCAUUGUAAUUAAGUCAAUAAUGUAUUUAGCAGUUUACUGGUAUAUUUUUAAUUGGAAUGUAUGGAAUGAUUAAUUUUUAUAAUUUGAUCAGAUUUUUGUUAUAUUUUUGAGGUGAGGCUUUUAAUAUGUUAUAGUGUCUAGUUUUUACUAAUUGCUAUAUUGUGCUCCACGAUGUAUGGUUCACACUUUCAGAAGAAAAAAUGUCUGUUUAAUGAUGUUACCUAAUGGCAAAAUUCAAUAGUUUUUAACUGUGUAUGGGAAGGUUGUUGUAUUUAUUAAUAGAAUUUUUUACUUAAGAUAUCACCUUAAUUUUUAAUAUGUCAUUUCACAUGAGUUCCUAUUUUUGUAUUUUUCUUUCUAAUUAAGUUAUGUAAUACAAAUGUCCAUAUUUCUAGUUGGUCUGUAGAAGUUCUAGUGACCCAAAAGAAAUCUAAUAUUAUUUAAUUGUUUGCAGCCAACUAUUUAUAACAGUAUGCUUAAUUUUUAAAUAUUUGUAAUGUGAAAUGUUGAAUGAAUAAACCAUAACUGUGAGAAGCCA